AUGUCCUCGACGAGGGCCAUUAAGAAGAGCGCCUUCUCGUGCGAGCCGUGUCGCCGGCGCAAGCCUGCUUACGGCUUGUGGGAGAGGGGCCUUGGGUCGCUGAUGGACGUUGAAUGGCGGAUAGACGGUGGGCUGACCCGGCGUCCGGCAGGUGAAAUGCGGCGGAGAGCAGCCGACCUGCAACCGCAAAGCAACCCAACUCUGUCGUACACAUCACGACUGGAGCAUCGCAUUAAGGAACUAGAGGCCCAGCUGGCCGCCGCCAGAGCUCAUGCUCCGGGUCCCUCCGAGCCGUCAAGGACGUCGUCACCCAGCAUCGGGCCAUCGGCGGGCCAGUCGCCGAUGACGGAUCCUCACCACUUUGAGUCGCAGGACGAGGAAUCCGUUAGCGAGAGCUUCAAGGGCCUCAAGGUCGACGACAAGGGCGCCAUCACGUAUCAUGGCUCAACGAGUUUCUUCCAGCUGCCGGGCGACCGGCCUUCGGGGUCUAGGGAUCAUCAAUCGACGUCAGACCACGCUAUGCAGAGGCGUGAGAGGCUAGUUGCCAACGCUUGGCAACAGAGAGCUCUUGAGAACAUGUCUGAUAUCCCGACACUGGGACCAUACUACUCCCACACCCUGAUGAACGCAGUACUAUCACACUCCAUACGUUGGGGCCGGAGCGACCCCGCUACAAAGGAGAAGCUGGACGAGUUCUACGACGGCGGCGCUCUUUUCGGCAAGCACGCCCGCAGCAUGGUCUUUGAGGAGCUCAGCCAGGGCAUAUGUUCCAUCCCAACCGUCCAGACCUUGCUACUGCUCAGCGCCCAAGAGUGUAGUGUCGGCAACAGCGCACAGGCGUGGACGUACAGUGGCCUUGCUUUCCGCAUCAUCGAUCAUUUGGGUAUUUGCGUUGAUGGUCAGAGAUACCCCGGCUCGGUACAGCUGAGCGACGAGGACGUUGAGAUUCGCCACCGGCUUUUCUGGAGCUGUUAUUUCUGGGAUAAGAUGAUUAGUCUCUACCUCGGACGCUCGCCGUCGCUUCAACAGACGUCGGUGUCGCCGCCCCAGAUCAUGUUCGACGACUCGUCCGAGAACGAAUCUUGGACCCCGUUCGGCGUUGUCCCCGAGGGUGGCUGGAAGUAUCCGCCGUCAGCGGCCCACUCGACCUCCUGCUUCAUGCAGAUGUGCCGGCUCUCGAUAGUCUUCAACGAGAUCCUCGUCCACAUGUAUGAUCCCGUACGCCCUAACAGCCAGACCGAGAUGCAGGACUGUCUUGCGAAGCAGGAAGUCGCCCUGCGGCAGUGGUGGGACGAGCUGCCGCCUCACCUCAAGAUUGAGCCCACGGCCCUUCCCGCGCUGGCGCCGCCCUCCCACAUCAUCACGUUGAACGUACUCUACCGCACUUUCAAGAUUCUCCUCUACCGUCCGAUGCUUUCCCAGCGGAGCAGAGUCGGCGAGAACCUGCAGCCAGUACAGAGGUACUUGGGUGAAUGCGUGACGUCUGCGACGGGCAUCAUUGCCAUUUUCGAUUUGUUCUGCCGCUCCUUCGGCAUCAGCCAUUGCGUCCUUUCCCUUUCGUAUAGCGUGUACAUCGCCGCGUCCAUUUUCUUGCUCCAAGUCCAGUCCAGUGUGGAGGAUACGCAGGCGCUGCGUCGGCUGGAGUACUGCGUUCGCAUCCUCGCGUCCGUCAAGCGCAUCAACCCAGUCAUCAGCAGUGCCCUGAACCUCAUCACCCGCGAGCUCGUCGGCCUGGGCAUCGACAUCGGCGCCCUCGGACUGCCCAAGACAGACGCGACACCGCCCAUGGCAACCUACGGCAUCCCGCAGGCCCGGCCGGUCAACGUGCCGCCCGCGUCUGUCCCUCCUGGCCCCGAGGCGACCAGCUCGCCCGAGCAGAUCUACAACUUCCCCUUCGUCGACACACUCGGACCCGAGGCCUUCGCCAUCGACCCGCAGGUGUUCCAGACCAUGUCGUCCAUAGAGCCGUUGAGCGUCCGGGUUGGCGCGAUAGACGAAUAA
This is a messenger RNA of Colletotrichum spaethianum, 2001 nucleotides long. RefSeq names its product nitrogen assimilation transcription factor nit-4. NCBI's taxonomy places the organism in Eukaryota, Fungi, Ascomycota, Sordariomycetes, Glomerellales, Glomerellaceae. Bases 1 to 2001 code for a protein of 666 amino acids. Gene Ontology annotation, biological process: DNA-templated transcription. The record is from RefSeq and is a predicted model, not a curated record. Gene Ontology annotation, molecular function: zinc ion binding; DNA binding. The transcript is spliced from 7 exons.